CUCUCUCCCUGCGUAAACUGGCUGCAUCUGAAAUUCAGAAUGAGAACAGUUAAUUUGUCACCAUCCCUGGGAAGACACGACAACAUGCUCUGCCUAGGAAAUAAAAUGAUGAUAGUGGAACAUAUAUGAAAGGCCUCUAACCGUGCAGCAUUUGAAAGGAUCAAUCCUGUCUUCAAGAAGCACAGUUGUAAUGAAGUCUGCCCAUCUUUUCUCCUAACGAACAAUGAAACUAAAGUCAAUCAUUGUUGUGAUGGUUUAUGUCUUUCAAGGUUGCAUUGUUGAUGGGCAGACUGUCUGCAAAAGGUCUUCAACUUCAGAAUGGAAACUGCAGCCAACAGUACAUAUAGUGAAGUGGUCCCUGACCCAAAACAUCUGUUCCAAUUUCUACACAGAUUGCUGGCAUAUUGAUGUGAAUGUUGUAGAACAUUCAGCUUUGAGUCAUCCUCAGCUUUGUCCUCUACAGCUUCAGUUGGGAGAUGCACUAUUUGUUUCCUCUGAGCCCUCUUUUCAGUCGCAUGGCAUGAACUUGGCAAAUGUUUCCUUGGAGGAAUUCAUCAGGUGUCCUCAACAAACUGAUAUCCCUCAGCUGCAGAUGGUUUUUGGUUGCAGGUUAAGUGGGAUGCAUCAGAUCGACCCGCAAUGGCUUGGAGUCGGAACACAUUAUUUCACUGAAGUCCCAAACCGAGGACCACUUUUAUGUAAUUUAGGGCUGAGGCUGAAUGUGACAGUGAAACCACAUCUUUGCCAGCAGUCUCGAAGUGCACCCUUUUGCUCUGGACGGGGCAGGUGUCUAAGUCACAUCUGGGAGGAAGCUUACAAUUGCCACUGUAACCAGCUGUAUUCGGGACAAUUCUGCCAAGAAUUUGAUGUGUGCUCCAGUAAGCCCUGCUACAACAAUGCCUCCUGCAUUAGAAAGGGAGAGAAAGGAGAACUUGACACAGAGUCCUACGAAUGUAUAUGCCCCCCAUUGUUUGCAGGAAAGAACUGUUCAGAAAUCAUUGGUGAGUGCCAGCCACAUAGUUGCUACAGUGGCAGUUGCCACAGGGUUUCUUCAAAUACUUACAGAUGCCACUGCAAUAAAUAUGCUGCAGGCCCAUUUUGUGAAGAGCGUUUGGAACCAUGUAGCUCCCAGCCAUGUCAGAACAAAGCUGUAUGUCACAACCGUCCUUCUGGCUACGUUUGCAACUGUCCUGCUGGAUUCACAGGCUACGACUGUGAAACUGAUAUCAACGAAUGCUUCUCAGAUCCGUGUCAAAAUGGAGCCACAUGCACAGAUUUGCGAAAUGAUGUGGCAUGUAGUUGCUUGCCAAUGUUUAUAGGCAAGUUCUGUGAAAAGUUGGUGACAUUCUGUGAGCCAUCCCCCUGCCUGAAUAAUGGUUCUUGCAUAGCUGAAGUGGAAAGCUAUCAUUGCAGCUGCAUGCCAGGAUAUACUGGAAGGAACUGUGAGGAAGUAAUUGACUACUGCAGUCUGCUCAGCAUCAUCUGUCUGAAUGAAGGAUUGUGUCUCAAUAUAAUUGGAGGAUUCAGUUGCCUUUGUGCUCCUGGAUGGACAGGAGAAUUUUGUCAAUUUGUGGAAAAUGCUUGCUUAAUUUACCCAGAAAAUUGCUAUGCUGGGGCUACUUGCGUUGAUGUAAGCCAGUCAAAGUUGCAGCCACAAAUUAAGUGUGUAUGCCCACAUGGCUUCACAGGGGCAUUUUGUGAGACAGAUAUCAAUGAAUGUGACUGCAAUCCAUGCAAAAAUGGAGGUUCAUGCAAUGACUACGUAGGCCAUUUUAAAUGUAACUGCCCAGUGGGAUUUGAGGGUCACCAGUGCGAAGUGGAUAUUGAUGCCUGUUUAUUUCACAAUGUAAGCUGCAACCGUGGAGCUCAGUGUUUGGACCAACCUUAUGAACUUGCUUAUAUGUGUGGAACAGCAUGCCAGGAAAACACAGAGUUGUGUGCAAAUGGAGGACAGUGCUUCCACGAUCAAGACAACCAGGGCUAUCUAUGCGUCUGUGUUCCUGGAUGGACGGGACCGACAUGCCUGGAAAAUAUUAAUGACUGUGAAGUGAGCUGGUGCCAGAAUGGAGGCACUUGUGAAGAUGGAAUCAAUGAAUACAGGUACUAA
Messenger RNA from Zootoca vivipara (common lizard), 2107 nucleotides. RefSeq names its product protein eyes shut homolog. Lineage: Eukaryota; Metazoa; Chordata; Lepidosauria; Squamata; Lacertidae. Gene Ontology annotation, biological process: Notch signaling pathway. Gene Ontology annotation, molecular function: Notch binding; calcium ion binding. The record is from RefSeq and is a predicted model, not a curated record.